AUGAGUAGUGACGCAAUUAAAUUGAAUUUUAACCUCAACUGUGAAGCUCAUACACAGCUUCUCGAACUAAAAAACGAGAAUAAAAACAAUAAAAUAUUGCAAGUUAUCUUAAGGAUAAGUGAAAACCCACGAAUCCUCGAAAUCCUCGAAACGUUUCGAAGUAUUGAGCCGUUUCUCAAAUCAACAUCAAUUGUUAGAUUUCGCUUUACUGUAAAUGAACAUAACGAUAAUUCUAUUCACAAUAUAAAAACCGUCAUUGAAAAUUACAUGAAUUCUAAUUAUGAUCAAAAUCAUUACAUUCUUGUUAAUGAUACCUUCGUUGAUAUAGAGAAGAACAGCCAGCCUACAUUCCUUGAAUCUAGCAUUGUAGCUAGUAAUAAAACUUACAACGCGGAAGAUGGCGACAUUUUUGAUGAGGCUUGUGAAUUAGAUGAAAUUUACUAUUGGGGAUUUCGCCAAUGGUGCACUUUCGCUCUCUUUUAUGGGUCGUUUUUGAUUUUUGUAGCUCGAUUUUUUCCGUCUUCUUAUUCCCUACACUAA
Molecule: messenger RNA, 540 nt
Organism: Ambispora gerdemannii
Lineage: Eukaryota; Fungi; Glomeromycota; Glomeromycetes; Archaeosporales; Ambisporaceae
Source: the annotation of a GenBank genome assembly